AUGGAUGUGAAAAAGAAGGAGAUGGACCUUCUGAGCAACAGCAUCGCUGCAUAUGCACACAUCAAAGCAAACCCAGAGAGCUUCGGCCUGUACUUUGUCCUGGGUGCGUGCUUCGGCCUGGUUCUGACCCUCUGCCUCCUCGUCAUCCGCAUCUCCUGCAAACCUCGCCGGGCCGCCUCCCCCUCCUCCUCCGCCUCCUCCACCCCUGACAAAAAACAGUUAAAGGACAUCAGCGAGGAGGACGACGAGAGCGGAGAGGACGAGGAGGAGGCGGCGGACGCAGAAGCCACGCCCAUCACUUUACCAACCACAGAAAUCCCCAACGGAAACCACACCGGUCACUCUGACACCAGUGUAAACGUUUUCACUUCGGCGGAGGAGCUGGAGAGGGCCCAGCGGCUGGAGGAGAGAGAGAGGAUCAUCCGAGAAAUAUGGAGGAACGGACAACCAGACAUCCUCGGCACCGGGACUGGAACUAUCGGCCGAGUGCAUUACUACUAG
Knipowitschia caucasica is the source of this 501-nucleotide messenger RNA. The record is from the annotation of a GenBank genome assembly. NCBI's taxonomy places the organism in Eukaryota, Metazoa, Chordata, Actinopteri, Gobiiformes, Gobiidae.